CUCGCGUGAUGCACACGUCUCAACCUUCCACUCUCAUGUGAACUUUCACUUAUAGUGUUGUGACUGUGUGCACUACUACCAAACUGCCUAUAAGACUUUAGUGUAACAAUAUGGGUUUUUACGAAACAGCCAGGCGAAGACUCUAGGCUAAUCACCGGUUCGUAACUAGAUAGGCUGGUAACUGUGUGGAGCAUAUAUCAUAAUGUUUUCCUUAUGUCGCCGAUACAAAGAUGAACACGAACAUGGCGGAACACAAAUCAAAGGAGGUUACAUGCUGCGUUAUAAACGUAAAUACUUGUGGAAUUCCUGGUCCGAGGAGUGGGUGGUGCUGUACGAUGACUCCACAAUGGCCUGGUUCAAGGACGCGUCCGGCAAGUGCAUGGCAACACAGAAACAUCUCGUAAAGGAGAGUCCAGAGAUGCUGGCUAUCGCCACGUGGACGGGUCAAGUGCCGCGGCGACCGCCGCUGCCACCGGGGGCCAAGUUGUCACAGUUGAUGGCCCUUGGCUCCCGGAGGGACCCCAGGAGGGUCGUGUGGAUGCUUGCCAAGUCGGACGCCGAAAUGAAGGAAUGGAUGGCUGCAAUAUCAAAAACACUGCCCCCGCCGCCCCACAUCGAGUUAGUUAUGUCAAUGCCUUACCUCCGCACUGCCUUCAAGCGACCGACAGUCAGAGUUAGACCGACACCAUCAGAAGCCUACAAUAGGAACGCUCGUAACGCGGUUGGCGCGCUCGACGGGCGCGGACUGGUCGCCGUGAUCAAGCGCCAGGUGCCGCUGGCGGGACAACUGAACCACGAGCUGGCCUGGGGGCAAGGCUGGGGCUGGGUCACCCUGCCGAACGGCGUGUGGAGUGGAAGACUAACAUGGUCGCAAGACGGGGAAGACUUCGCGCUCCACGCAAUGCCCAUCAUGCAUCACACCAACGUCUCUGAAGCCUGCUCCAUGCUGGACGGCGUCACGGCCUACGAGUGCUCUGCGUAUGAACAGGCGCUAGCGGAGUACGACGACACUGCCACCACCUCUAAUGACUGGGACUUCGGAGUAGACUGCGGGGACUUCAUGAUGUAGACUGAAUUCGAGUCGAUGCAAUAAUUUUGCGUUCUGGCUCUACUUUACGAACGGUUUUGGUAGAUGCGGUAGAUGCUAAAUCUUCGAUGCUGAAAGUAGACUUGGUAGGCGGUUCGUAUAGCAGAGCAGAAUUGCGUAUAUUUAUGUUGUAUUUCAAAUUUUCUUUCAUUGUGAAAGUGUCAAAAUAUUCCUUUAAACUGCUAAGCAGUGUUUUAUGUAUUGUUUUAUCUAUUCGACAUUACUCCUUCGUUUUUAUUUUAAUUGAUCAACAUUGAGAGUGCUGGUCACAAUCCUUGAAUUACACUGAUGUGCCAAUUAUCUAAUGAUUAAUAUUGAAGAGCGUCUUAUGAAUUUUAUACAAUGACCCUUUAUGGUUAAAGCGAGAGAGUUAUAUAUUAACCGAUGGACGAAUUAUGGAUCGGUCGUAUUUUCAGUAAUAGUUGCAUGCUCUUUAGCUAACUGUGUUGUCAUAGAGAUGUGUGUAGACGAUAAAACUAGAUUUUCGUAUUCUGCUCUACGGCCUACGACACUGUAGGUUAUCAAUUGUCUUAGCCAUAGACCUCUUUAAGCACUGUAGACGUUUAUAAGAACCCCGUAUUUGGUAGUCGGAACAUUAAGUGCAAGUCUAUACAUCUUCCUUUUUAUACGUUUUGUACGGUUCGAUGUUGAAUAAAUAAAUUAUUUUGAGUUAUUUAUGUACCUUCAGGAAUAAAUCCUUCAAUAACGAUAAACCUUUUUGAAUAUUUUAUGAAACACGUAUCCAGGGUAAUGAGUCUGCAUAUUCCCAAUGAAUUUUAAUAUUCAACACAUUCGUACGAUAAUCGCACAAAAUCAAAUUGAAUUGCAAACAUCUAAUUAAUAUUUUUUAUUUUUAUAGAAUAAGUGACUUGCUUGAUCCCUGAUAACACCAAUUAUAAGGAUUAGAAUUUAAAUGAAAGAAUCUAUUUUAGACGUAAGUAAUUGAUGUUAGGAUGUAGUGAAUGUGGUCGGUAGAAUCCCUCCAUUACCCCAAUAAUACGGUCGGUACUAAAAAUAUAUAUAAUCGCUAAAUGAAUAACAUUAAGAAGCGAUAAGGCUAAGCAUUCGAUGCAAACGAACCAAACUAUCGAGCAAACGGAGUCCUAUGGUUAUAGACCAAAAAGUUUACACGAGGAAAAAUCAUUCCACGACCUCUAGAACCUAAUUAUAGUUAGGGUCUUAGUACAAUUAUUGAUGAAAUUGUAAAACUAGUCGCUAAAAUCUUCCGACCUACCCAAAGACUGCCUAACGUACGUUACCUGUACAGUGUACAUGCGUGUGUUGUAAUGGCGUGGAAACCUCGGUUAGUUCCCCUGCCCUGCCAUUUACAUUGCAGACAUUAUUAUUGACGUAGAAUUUAAUAAAAAUCAUCAACAUCAUCGUUUUUCGAUUCAUAAUUACAGCUCUACUCUACAAGAAAAAUGGAAUCAUGCCGUUUUUCGGAUUUCUUCGACAAGUAUAAUAUUAAGUAGUAUAUUCCUACUUAUUGAUGAAAUCAGAAAUUUAUAACAUUAUUGUUAAUUAUAUUUGAUAAAAUCCAUUAUUGCAAAACAAACACAAACUUCCAACCGUGAUUUGUCAAAAUAAUAAUGCUGCAAUGUAGAAUUAGAUGUUGUAGGAAAUUAUAAAAUAUUCAUUAUUAUAGUAAAUUAAAAGUUUAGUCUUACAUGAAUAAAGGUAUUAAUUAUGUCUCAAUUAUUUUCUAUAAUUCUUCUUAUAUUUUCGAUAAUUCUGCAGCUUAUGUAAUUUUUGUUCUCUUAUAUUUUCUAAAAGUAUUUUUUGUACGUGUACUCUGAACUAUUAAUAUUGGUAAAAUUUUUGACGCUGGUAUCGUCUAGAAAGUUAUAUUUAUAUAGUGAUACGAUAUUUUUGUAUGACGCUUACCGAUAAAUUAUUAUUUAUAAUUUUAUAUCGUUUUAAAUGGGAAUAUACCUAAUCAAAAUAGUAUUAAUAUGUUCUUAGUAUGUUACUCAUGCAAUACGUCGUGCUAAUAACGAAAUUCAGGUAAUCUAUGAAUCUACAAAACGAUAUACUAUGAACAUAUUUAUAACUAUAACAUCAAUUGAUUUUAUCUGUUUAUUUUGUGCAACUCAGCUGCUGAACAAUUCAGUCAUCACCUCGCAUGAAAAAUAUUACGUUGUUUCGGAUUUUUAUUUUGAAUACUUUCAAAAUUGUAUUUUUUAUACAGCGAUAUAUAUUUUAGGCGCACACUAAGCGUUUAAAUUAUUUUGUCUAUGAAAUAUAAUACCAGUUCAUUCAUUUCUAAAUUACAAAUGAAUAUGUUAUUUGUAAAAAUAAAUUAUUUUGUGGUAGUUAAUGUAAUGAAGUAAGGUUUUAAGUACCUUUUUGUUCUUGUUUAGUAUAUUAUAACUUAUAAUGACUUAUCAACUUUUUUGCAGCAACCUAUAGUUAUUACUUUUAUUUAGUUAAACCAACGUUUAUUUUAAAAAAGUUUGUACCAUUAUUGUAUUUUAAAUGCAGGCUCGAUACCCGGUAUCUAACUUGGUAUCGAUACUAGGUAUCCUAAUUCCAAUAAAAUGAUUUUUUUUUCUGGAAAUAUAAUAGAUGAAUAGUUAAGUUGCUAUUUCAUAAUAGAUGUACGUAUAUUUUCUUUCAGGUAUCACACAAAUUACCUAUAUUUGUUAUGUCUAGGUGGAAUAUUGUAUUGUAUGAUUUGAAACUUUAAUGUAUGCAAUAAGGAAAGAGCAUUAAUAUUAACUGGUGAUUAUGACAUCGAUUGCAAGUAGUGGUCUUAGGUGUAACACGUAGUGCACAUUGCACGAAAUUGCACUUAGAGAAGUGUGAAAAGAGUAAAGAUUCCUAAAUGCACUUAUCUUUAGGAAGUGU
This is a messenger RNA of Colias croceus (clouded yellow), 3934 nucleotides long. RefSeq lists its product as uncharacterized. Bases 203 to 1069 code for a protein of 288 amino acids. The record is from RefSeq and is a predicted model, not a curated record. NCBI's taxonomy places the organism in Eukaryota, Metazoa, Arthropoda, Insecta, Lepidoptera, Pieridae. Gene Ontology annotation, cellular component: membrane. Gene Ontology annotation, biological process: regulation of cell differentiation. The transcript is spliced from 9 exons.